GGAAAAGGGACGCUGAAGGACGGAAAGGAAGGAAAAGACGAACACCAGAACACAAAAGUGACGGCAAUUCGAGUUGCAACUCAUCCCAAAGUUCGAGUGAAUCAGAUGCCUUGUGACAGACUCCCGCCAGUCGCGGUGACUGCAGCUCUCGGCCGUCGGACGACGCUCGUCGUCGCAUCAUCAGAUGGACAAGCGCAGCUCUUUUUGUGGCCUGCCGGGGCAAGCCCGACGGCGCCGCUGCCGCACUUUCGCCGGUACAUGUGUCAACAGGUGAGUAAAGAAGGAGUCAGUGACAAAGAUGGCUGUGCAAAUGGUGUGUAUACAGGUCUCGUGCGGCGACAAUCAUGCACUGGUCGUGGUCCAGCGUGGCGGAACUGCAUUUCUCUGGUCGCUGCAGCUUUGUGAUGGAGAUCAUCCCAAGCCGUCUCUUGUAUGGCUGCCAGAGAAUCAAAAAGCUGCACAAAUAGCGUGCGGCGGAGACUACUCAUUGGUCGUGACGGAUGCUGGUAACCUGUACGCUUGGGGAAAUAAUGCCUUCGGAAAUCUGGGAACUGUCAGCACAGAGAACGCCACGGCACCGGUCCUGGUGAACUACUUCGUUCGAAGAACAAGGAAGAGACCCGGCGGUAGCGAACUCAGGGACAGAGAGAGGAUAGUGGCCGUAGCCGCUGGAAGCAAGCACUCUUUAUGCAGUGCGGAGGACGGGACCGUGUUCUCCUGGUGGGAAGGCACGCAUAAGAAUACUUUCAGAGUCAUGAACAGAAUGGCGUCUCUUUCUUCACUUGUGUUUGCAGGGGCUGUGGCGCCAACGGCAGGCUAGGGCUGGGGCCUGACCUUGAGGGGAGCUUCUAUCCAAGAGAGGUUCCCAUGGGACAGACAAGCGGACAGGACGAUGACGAUGCCGGCUCAGCCACAGAACCAACCUUUUCCCAAGAGAGGGUCAGUCCUUGUAUUGCAUAGAAUCUUCUCACAGGUAUCCGUGUACACGUGUGUAUGCGCAUGUGAUGCAGAGUAUAGUGAUCGUUCAGGUGUCUGCUGGAGAGGCCCACUCAGCUGCGCUGAGUGCGUUAGGGGAGUGCUUCACAUGGGGGUGUGCUGCGCAUGGGCGUUUGGGUCAUGGCGAGGCGUGCGAUGUGCCCUUGCCCAAGCAGGUGGACGCUCUCACUGGCAUCACACUCGUACAAGUGCGUCACAAACUAAGAGGGCUACUGUAUAUAUCAUGGCAGCUUCUCACUUGCUGCCUUGUCUUAUGUCAGGUAUCUUGUGGGGCCACUCAUACAUUGUGUCUAACAAGGCAGGGGAAGGUUUGGUCUUUUGGGAGGGCUGUCACCGGAGCUGAUGUAGAGCAGACGCCUGCACAGGUAUUCUGUCCUCUCACACAUGUGCUCGCAGGGUGCAAUUCUUGACAUCCGUUUGAAACGAAUUUUCAGAUUCUAGAACUGGAACGCGUCAUCCAAGUACACGCCGGCCCUAUGCGCUCCUUGGCGUUGACUGAUGAAGGAAAAGUAGGAUGGAGGGAGAAUGAUAGGAGAGCACUGGCAUGUGGCGUGUGUUGUGUGUAUUGUGAUUGGUGUGGCAGUUUUUUUCAUGGGGCGGUGUCUCUGCCACUCCUCACGUGAUUGAAGGCCUCAAGGCCCACGCCAGCACACUGGCUCCACUCCGAGGCUCUGUGGCCACGUGAGCGAGCACAACACCAUAGAUGCACAUGAGUAUGUCUACGUUCCUGGAAAUCAUCUUUCAGUGAAGGAGAAAGCGCAUGUGCUAUGAGACGAGACGCGGAUGCUCGCAGCGAUGAGGUCAGUCACCAGACGUGAGAUCUGAAAGUAGGGGCAUCCAUCUACGAUCUAUCAGCCGUGGAGCAUCGUCUCUAUUGCGUGCGGCGCCAUGCACUCGGCCAUUGUCACGUAUGCAGGGGACAUUUGGGUAAGUCAUCCCCUAUUCAGUCAGCCCUUCAGAAAACUCCUUAGCCUACAGGUCUUUGGCUCCAACGAGAGGGGCCAGAUAGCUCAGCCGUCGGCCAUCGAUGUCUGGACACCUACUAAGCUGAGCUUCAAGGCGCCCGUGGCCGCCAUAGCUGCCGGUGGCUAUCACACUCUCGCACUCACCAAAGCGAGGGAGGUGAGGAAGUCGAUGAGAAUACACACCGGGCAUAUACAUAUUGCUACCAUUUGUGUGUCCCCAUUGGUGACUGCCAGGUGUUCAGGUGAGUGCAAGGCGAGAACCAGAGAGAUGUAUUCCCAUUAUCCCAUAUCUCUUCGCUUCACGUAUCAAUUUCCUGACAGUUGGGGUUCCGGAGAGUCAGGGCAGGUCAGUCUGGGACAGAAAGACAACGGACGGCGUGUACUGUCAACUUACGCUUCCUCAGAUAGGGUCGGGGUUGCUCUUUAACGCACCGGAGCCCUUUCAUUUGUCCGCUCUCUCUGGUGCGUCAGCUAUCGCAGCGGGCGAAGACAACAGCGCCGCCAUAGCGGCCGACGGCCACUUGUGGACGUGGGGCAACAAUGAAGGAGGCAAGCUUGGCCAGGGAAAAACAGCUGGUUCGUCCACACUGAAAGUCAAGAACCUCACUCAUACACGAACGGACAACACGGUCGGUUUCAGGUGUGCAGCUGCUUCCACGAGUGGUCACUCAGAUGCCUGGAGUGUGCGAGUUUGUGUCGCUGGGCCGACAUCACACACUCGCCGUCGACAGCGAGGAGGGUCUUUGGUCGUUUGGUGAGGGAUGGUUCGGACGUCUCGGCCGAGGCGCCGCCAGCCCAUCGCGGCAGAAGCAAGCGGUGCUUGCAGACAAUGAGACAGUACCUGGACGUGUACACUUCCAAGACGAUGGUGGGAGUCGGAUGGACGUGAGGUGCGUCAAGUCGGCUUGUGGUGCGUAUCAUUCGUGCGCCGUCGACAGUGAAGGCCAGCUUUGGAUAUGGGGAAGGGACAAGGUGAGAUUCAAGGAAGCGGCAUGAGGAAUGUGCCUGAUUUGAGUCUAUCGUUCAGUCCGUGUGUGCUUCGAGUCACUUGCUGGAGCCUCGGUAAAGAGAAAAUACAUUUCAUGCAGCCGCGUGAUGAUGUGUGCGUGUCCAGGCUUUUUCAGGCGGUGCACCCCAUCCUCAGCGAUGGGCGAGACACAGUGAGCUCCAGCAUGAAUGUAAUUACAAGAGCCAGGCAAUAAUAUUCCGCGUGGCCAGGUGUCCGCGAUCGGCAGGGUGACAAAUGUUUCAUGUGGCGACGAGUACACGGUCAUGUGUGGCGAGGGGUGCGUGCUGUCCCUCGGCCUCAACAACAAGCACCAGUGCGGGCUGGGAAGUGGCGCUCCACAGGUAUCUGUUUGUCACCGAUCUCAACCGAUGUCUUGAAACUCCAGAUCUUGAAUGUGUCUUCAGCUCGUCGAGACGCCUACAGUGAUACCCUUGCCGGCGGGUUUCCACCCUACAGCUUCUGCAUGUGGCCCUUAUCACGUCUUGGUGUGUGGCCUGGAAGGAGAGCUCUUUAGGUACGCAUGUACGAACAAAACUGAUCACGGGUAUCGCAGAGACGACGAGGUGUCCUGAUUCAGCUGGGGCGACAAUUGCUGCGGUCGAUUAGGCCGGGGAGCUGCAAAGCGAAGAGCUGAUGGACGGAUGUUGACGGAUGUUGAGGAGACACCUAAGGAGGGAAUUGAUGCAGACGUGGCUCGUGCCCAAGAGGAUCGGCCGAGUGGUGUGCCGCACAGGGUCGUGAACAAGUGGAGAGGCGAUGGCGAGGGGUCACCCGAUAUGUCGCCGAGCAGGCCUCUAGAAGGCAUGCGAACACCCACGCCAGCAAGUCAGUCGUCAGUCCAUUCCGUCAUCGAGGGGAUAUGCACUUACCGGGCUUCUCUCUCACAUAUAAGUUCAGGCUCCGCUGCGGAGGACGGAGAGGGAGGUGUUGUGCAUACAAACUGGCGAGAAAUACAGGUAUACUUCUGACGAGUCAACCAUGGCAUCCCACCAUUUCUCGAUGAGUCUCUCGUUUUGCCAGAGGAUACUCCAGCGGCAGUCGGCAGAGACGAGCGUGGAAGGCCUGAGAGACGCCGAAAAUGGGCUGAGGCGCGACCUUGCUGAGCUGAAUUCGAGAAUAAAGGAGGCAUCCGCGCAUCGUGCACAUCUGCAGAAGGUGUCUCUGCUCUGUGCUUGGAGCAACAGAGACGAUCGAUGCUUGACUCAGUGCACUUUGCCGUUCUGCAGGUAUCCAUGAGCAUCGAAGAGAGCCUGUGUCGGACAGGUGAGCCUGCUGUGCGGACAGCUGUCUGCACAGCACCCGCGUGUUCCGCUUUUCACUUCAGCGAAGCUAUUGAACAUCCCCUUGCCGGGACAUAACAAAGACAAGACCCACCCGGUGGUGCUGCGCAGCCUCAGCCAGCUGCACCCCAUCUUGUGGACACUCCAGAGACAGGUACGAAUGUGUGCAACCGGGCGUGUGAGUGAGACAGAUGGACCAAUUGAAUUACAGCUUUCUUCUUUCUUCCUGGGUGUAUCUUAUGAGUACAGCCUCUCUACAUGAAAGUGCUUAGUAACGCCGUAGUCGACUCAUCCAACGCGGCCGCCCGAGGCACAUUCAAUCGCACGGCUGACUCGGUGAGCAGGAGCACUGAGCGUUGUAAGUGCUUCCGUCUCAUUUGGCAUAAUCGGCAGUUGUUCCGUGACCUUGAAGACCCCUUCAUCUGCUUCCGCUACUUGUCGCUGGCCAAAAUGAUGGCACAAGCAGAGAUAUCUCUGCUGGCGGAGCGCGGCCGACUCGCCUCGUUGUUCAGACCGCCUGACAGCCUCCUACUCGACGCGUUGAGUGGCAUGGCGUUGAAGGUGAUGACGGAAAACAAUGAAGAAAAAUUCAUCAGUUUUCUUUUCCUUUGUCAGCUGUGUUUGUCGACGGGCUGUCUCUCCGGCUUCGCUUCCUGGCUCGCGAAAGCCCCCGCUACAGAGGAGGGGGAGGAUGCCUCUCCUCCUGCGCUCUUCGCCUUCUCUCUGCAGCAGCUUGCAACACAUGUGCGUUCGCCAACAUUAAGAUGCCGUUGUAGCUGUUGACUGUUGCUGUGUCUCUUUCUGUCCUUCUUCUGUCUUCAGCUACGGAAAGAGAUCACGCCGGAUACCGAGCCAAAACUGCGUGCACGGCUUGCCAUCGGACGUGAAUCUUUCAGAGACUCCAUGAAGGGCUUCAUGGACCCCUUGCGACGAAUGCGGCUGCCGAGACCCCUCAGAAUUCUUCUGUUUCACAUAUGGGUCUGUGAAUACUGUGUCUGGUGACACGCACAAAUGUCUGAGCUCAUUUCUGCCGCCUGCAUGAUUUCAGGAGUCACUGGAGAGCCCAUCACUGGAGAGCACACAAGAGCUGCCCACUGUGCCAUGUCUACGGGUGUCGGCGGACAGAAUCGGCAAGGGCGCCGACGCUGACCUGCUGGCAAGGAAGCGACACGUCGAGAAUGGGAGAGUUCUCGUCGACCUGUCGUCACUUUGGCCCAUAGCGAAACUCUUCUUUCACGGCGUGCUGAUUCCGUUUAUGUCGGCCCCUGCCACGGUCAGUGGCAUCCCGAGCAACAGAGAAGACGCCGCCUUCACAUUCAACUGCAAGCAGGUCAGGUCGUACCUGUGACUUCAAGCGUACGUAGAAUGAUAUAUGUCGGCACUUGUGCCGCCCUGCAGGUCUGUGAAUUCUUUUGCAUGGUGUGUGAAGACUCAUUCGACGCAUCGCAGAGCAUUGAGCGGUAAGAUGACCAGUGAAUCAGCACUGGUGAGCACCGAUGAUGCAUUUGACACAUUUCCUUGUUGACACCGCAGGCUUCUAGCAGACGAGGUGACGGUGUCGGUGUGUGAGGCCUUGCUCGGGGAGCUGACGGACAUCCAGCCAACAGAACUCGACAUCGGCUUGACGCUGUCGCUGUACCAGGACCAGCUGAGACACACCCCAAAGAUCGUGACGCUCAUGUCGUCAGACGUAUGUGGCUUGAUCAACCUGCUCAUCCAGACGGCAGUUGACGGCCGGUGGCAGCUGAGAAGGGAGACAGAGGACCCCCUGCAGCGCCUGGUCGGCCAGCUGAGGCCGAUAGAGCCGGAUGUACUCCACAUCGCGAAGAAAACAGACAGAUUCCACAACUUCACACUGAGCGGUGAGCGAGUGUGGUCAUGAUUGUGCCUGUGGUCAUCACGAGCCUUCCCUGUGCAGACAUCUCGACGUAUUCGGAUCUCUCGAGCUCAGCAGAGGGGGCCGAUGCGGAUGACGUCGAGCUGUUGCGCAGCUACAAAGAUGACGACGCCCACGGUGUUGUCGGUGGGUGACAGGGGGUGGUGCGAUGACUGACUUGUGCACAAAGGGUCGAUUUCUUUUUCAGGGCCCCUCACCAAUUCCAUAGCGGCGUUGGAAAGAGGCCUAGCUAUCAUGCCGCCUAUCAGGCCGAUGCGUGACUUUGCGCUGCUGAAAUUUGAAGUGGAAGAGGCGGCGGCGAGGUGAGAGUGAUGACGACUCCUUCCCACUUACAAAUGGUGACCGACCAAUCCACACGUCAGGCUGCUCCGAUCACCGUCGCCAAACAUUUACGAGGCCACUACACUGCAAGAGGCCAUUCGGGAGCUCGAGAGUAUCAGAGGGGUGCAAAAGACAACAUCUCAUUUUGUGCUAUCCGUUUGCUUACCGAUCGGUGCCUUGUCUGUCAGAGCGACAUCACAAGUGAGGACGUCAUGCGUGCCAUCGAGAGGCGGAUCGAGGCAAGAAAGAGACACGCAGAGUACCUCCUAAAGCUGCGGGAAGCAAAAGCAUCGCUCACAGCAGAUGUGCAGUUGUUCGAAGGGCAGAUGGGCGCCGACAAGGAGUUCAUCAAGGCGUACCAGGUCCGUCCUGGCGUACACACACAAACAACUAUAUGUAGACACCCGAAUGAUGUGAGUGCGUCAUGCGUGUCUCUUUCUGCAGGAUUGUCUCGCCUUCUCUGAUGGCGGCCUGGAGAUCGAGCGAGAGAUCCUGCGAAAGGCGAGCGAAGAGGCGGUGAUGCUGAAGUUUCCAACACUCAGCAACGCCGUCACGAGACGGCCAAAGCUGGCCGCGUUUCUCCCGAAAGGCGCUAACCUGCAGCCAUCAUUCACCUUCCCUCUGGGCUUCCUGGUUAGCAGGGGGGUGGUGGCCCGCCUGAAGAGCUCCGCGGGUGGCGAUCAUUCCCUGUCAUUGUCAUACGACAAUGAGACACGAAUGCAGGAUAUGGACACGGGCCAGGAACAGCACGGGACGGGGACGGCCAGAGGAGACGAACAGCAAAUGUAUCGGUAGGGAGAUAUCGAUUCACACGCUGAACGGUGGAUGGCGCUGCUCCUUGUUGGCUUUGCAGCUCAUUAGUCUUCACCUUCACAAAGAAGGCCGCUGGCGGCUACGAUGUGCAGGUCAGGCAAUGGGGAAAUGCAGGUUCGAAGUGACUGAGUUCAUUCGUUUCUUCAUCCAUGUAGGUGCUGCAUCGUUCCACGUCCGGCGAGCGAAGUAUAUGUCACUUCGCCAUCGCGUUUGCGGACAUCAUGUCAUUCAAAACGACGCACAAGAACGCACAGGUAGGCCAACGGGCCGAAAUGUCGUGUAUUCGGUCAAUUCAAACCUGUCUCUGUCUCGUCUGGGGCAGGUCGAAUACAGCGAUGGCUUUGUAGUCUUCAAUUGCUAUCCACUGUUGCGUUUGCUGGUGUCACACGUGGCUUGAGCAGCAUUAUUUCAAAGGCACUGUGGCAAGUAGGGCCGUACACGUGGUCGACGGUAGUCCGUGAAUGGUGCGCAUGAAGCAGGGACCAAGGACCUUGCGUAGCCCUUGCUUAAGAUCGCUG
Molecule: messenger RNA, 7799 nt
Organism: Vitrella brassicaformis
Lineage: Eukaryota; Vitrellaceae
Source: the annotation of a GenBank genome assembly